Chlorella variabilis is the source of this 2808-nucleotide messenger RNA. RefSeq lists its product as hypothetical. The record is from RefSeq and is a predicted model, not a curated record. Gene Ontology annotation, molecular function: chromatin binding; protein binding. Gene Ontology annotation, biological process: DNA repair; DNA-templated DNA replication; mitotic cell cycle. The transcript has 18 exons. Gene Ontology annotation, cellular component: nuclear replication fork. The coding region runs from base 1 to 2808 and encodes 935 amino acids. NCBI's taxonomy places the organism in Eukaryota, Viridiplantae, Chlorophyta, Trebouxiophyceae, Chlorellales, Chlorellaceae.
AUGGCGGGCGCCAAGCAGUUGUCCUUCUCCGAGGCGCACAAGCCGGGGCUGUGCGAUGUGGCCUAUCUGCCCGCCGCCGGCGGCGCCGCCACCCUCAUCACCGCCGGCGCCGACGGCCGCGUGUGCUACCGCAGCGCCGAGGCGCCGGCAGAGGCUGCCAAGGAGAUCGAGAACUCCAACAACGGCGCCUCGGCGCCGGUGCACUGCGUGGCGGCCGCCCAGGGGCGCGCGGUAGUGACGGGCGACGACCAAAAUUUCGUCAAGUGCUACUCCCACCCCGCCGGCGAGCUGCAAGGGGUGGCCACCCGCUUCACGCUGCCGGUGCGCGCGCUGGCCUUCUCGCCCUCGGGCUUGAACCUGGCGGCAGGCGGGGACGAUGAGGGCAUUAAGCUCGUCGACAUCACCACCUCCAAAGUAUUCCGCCAGCUCAAGUCUCAGGCCUACACCCGCAGCCUGGCGUACGACCCAGAGGGGGAGUACCUGGCUUCGGUGAAUGCAGACGGCACGCUGAACGUAUGGGAGAUCCAGACGGGCAAGCAGCCGCUGUGCCGGCGGAAGGCGUGCCCCAAGCUGGACCUGGCCUCGACCAGCCGCAGCCAGGCGGCCUGGCACCCCGACGGCGGCAGCCUGCUGGCGGCCCCCGGCACCGACCACGACGUGGUGCUGUAUGAGCGCAUGAGCUGGGAGGCUGCCUUCUCCCUGGGCGGGCAGCACACCGCGGAGGUCAGCCUGCUGGCAUUCAGCAAGAACGGCCUGUACCUGGUCAGCGCGGGCCAGGACCAGGCGGUGGUGGUGUGGGACGUGAAUGAGCGGGCGUGCCUGGAGAAGCGGCUGCUGCCGGGGGCGGCCACGGGGCUGGCCUGGCACCCCACCAAGAACGAGCUGGCCGUCAUCACAGAGGAUGGCCAGCUGGCGGUGUGGUCGGGCGUGGUGCCCGCCAAGCUCCCCGGCCCCACCGUCGACCUCGACGCCCUCAACGGUGUGAAGAAGAAAGGAGAGGGCGAGGCCGGCGCCGCGGGCGGCGCCGGCGGGGCAGCCGGCAUGGCAGACGGCGUGUCUGUGUUGGAAGGCGGCGGCGGCGGCGGGGUCGGGGCCACCGAGGCGGGGGCUAGCGACGAGUAUGAUCGGGAGGAUAGCUUCCUGGCGGAUUCAGGGCCCAAGCGCGGCGCGCGGCGGCGCGGCCGCGGCGGCUACGCCGGCUUCUCCUCGUUGGACCUGCCGCAGCCGCAGGAGGCGAUCCAGCCGGGCGCUACAGAGAUGGGCGACAGCGGGCGGCGCUACCUGGCCUUCACGGGGCUGGGCUGCAUCAUGCUGAGGCAGGAGGAGGACCACAAUGUGGUGGAGGUCUCCUUCCACGACAGCAGCCGUCAGCGCAAGCGCAUCCCGCUGCUCAACGACUUCUUCGGCUUCAGCCUGGGCUCCCUGGGGGACAAGGGCGCGCUGUACGCCAGCCGCUCCAACAGCGAGUCUGCCAGUACCGUGGUGUACCGCCCAUUUGAGGCCUGGGCCCCCAACUCAGACUGGUCCCUCUCCCUGCCCAAGGGCGAGGAGGCGGAGUGCGCGGCCGCCGGGGGCUCCUUCUGUGCUGUGGCCACCAGCAAGCGCCACCUGCGCUUGUUCAGCCAGGCCGGCACGCAGACGCACCUGCUGACGCUGCCGGGCGCUCCCGUGGGGCUGGCGGCGGCGGGCCACCAGCUGGCGGCGGUGUGGCACGGCGCGGCGCCCACGGCGGGCGGGGACCAGUGCCUGCAGUACGCCCUGUACGACGUGGCAGAGCAGCGCCAGGUGCACGGCGGCCCGCUGCCGCUGUCCCCCGCGGCCAGCCUGGCCUGGCUGGGCUUUGCCGAGGAGGGCCUGCUGGCUGCGUACGACACGGAAGGGGAGCUGCGCCUGCGCAGCGCCGACUUUGGGGGCAGCUGGGUCACUGCCUUCUCGGCCGCGGCAGAGCGCAAGAGCACGGAGCAGUAUUGGGUGGUGGGCCUCGGGGCCAAGGAGCUGCAGUGCAUUGUGUGCGCAAACACCACCGAGCCUGCGGUGCCCUCAGGCAUGCAGCGGCCGGUGGUGACGGCGGUGGCGCUGCGGCCGCCGGUGGUGGCGCAGGACGCGGCGCUGGCUCCCUUUGAGGCGGACCUGAUCAGGCACGGCGCGGUGCUGAGCCACCUGGGCGCCGCCGCCGGCGACGCCAGGGAGGCGGAGGAUGGCGGAGAGCUUGAGGAGGCUCUGCACCGCGCGCAGCUGGAGGCUGACCGCAUCAGCCUGCGCCUCAUCCAGAAGCUGCUGGCCGCCGACCGGCAGGCACGGGCCCUCGAGGCGGCCUGCACCCUGCACAACGUGCCGGCGCUGCAGGGGGCGCUGAAGCUGGCCAACCACCACAGGGCCACAGCGCUGGCUGAGCGCAUCAGCGCCGUGCUCGAGCAGCGCGUAGCCAUGGAGGAAGCUGCCCUGGAGCUGGAGGAGGCUGAGCAGUACCAGCAGUACCAGGGGGAGGGCGUACCGCACAGCGCGCAGCGGCAGCAUGGAGACAUCACUCCGGUGCCGGGCCCCACAUUCACCGAAAACCACCAGGCCAGCCCCGCGGCGGCGGCCACCGCAGGCAACAUGAGCCGAGCGCCGUCGCCAGCCGUGGUCAGCCGGCCGCAUGGCGGCACCGGGGCGGCAGCCAGCAGCAACCCCUUUGCUCGCAAGCCCGCGGCGGAGCAGCCUGAGAACUCGCCAGGCAAUGCUGCGGCCGUGGCUGCCGCCGCCAAGCGCAAGGCCCCAGCCAGCGGCAACCCGUUUGCACGCAGGUCCAAGGCCGCAAAGGCCUGA